Molecule: messenger RNA, 1883 nt
Organism: Zychaea mexicana
Lineage: Eukaryota; Fungi; Mucoromycota; Mucoromycetes; Mucorales; Lichtheimiaceae
Exons: 9
Coding region: 1-1701 (566 amino acids)
Source: RefSeq, a predicted model, not a curated record
AUGGAGUCUGUAAUCAAUUUGUCAAAAUGUUUCAAGGUUGCCGAAUCACUCGCACAAGAAGCCACGGAAGAAAAUCGACAAGCUUUGGAGAGGUUUAUUACUCAGGAACUCCUGUUUUACCAAGAAGUGAUAGGUCGCCUAAUUGGAGUUCGGCUAGCUGACCAAGAUCAAGAUCAAAGUCCUCUAGACAUAUUUGACUGCUUGGUGAUCAAGCAUCCUCGUGAUGAUCGAUCUCAAGUCGUUGCUGCUAGUCAACAGGAUCAACCUCCUUCGUCGCCACUGCAAGCUGGACCAUCACACCCUGCCCCUCCAGUGACGAGCUCUGCGUCGAAAAAGGCUGGUGGUCUCAAGCGUACCAUCGAAAAAAUCCAGCGUGAUAUUGCACUUGAUAAUGCAGUUGAAACUGAUGACGACAGCGAUGAAGAAGAUCCGAGUGGCGGUAGCAAUCGUGGUAACAACGGCGACAGCAGCAACGGCGACGACGAUGACCCAGUACCCGUUGUGGCUUCAAGUAGCCAAACUCAUCAUCUUCUUUCGAUGCAAAUUGCCAUGCUCGAGCGUUUACCCGACACUUUAUCAUGCGCUGCGUGCCCUUCUGCUGCAAGCAAGACAAUCCCCGUACAACUUCCAUCAACGUCUAUUCCAGAAACAAACAUUGACAACAGGGCUCGACUGCAAGCUGCGAGAGACAGUGUGAAUGAUGCUCGUGCACGAUUGCAAGAGGGAUAUCGCAGAUAUUUUAAUUUACAAGAAGAAGAACGGAUACAAUAUGCAAGAGACCGCCAUGGCCAGCAGAAUCGUCGGGCUCGUGGAUACGAAAAGUUUAUCAAUGAGACCUUCGAGGGUGCCGUAGAACCUGGUACACCGCGGUUUACGUUGCGUAUGAUCAGAACAGACGACGUGCAACUGUUUGCGAGCAUGACCGACUGGUCCAAACCUGGCUCAAGAGGCGGUUCUGGAACUACUACUUUGCGUUACCUGCCAGAAAUCAGGAACAUGCUUGCACGUGUUGAAGCAAAUGCUCCAGAAGGUGAACGAGGAGUAGGAGAAUAUGACGGUGCCAUUGGCCUUGACCUAGAUGGCUACACGACAGAAAGCUCGCUGCUGGCAUGGAUGUACUGGAAGCGCGACUUAUGGCUGUUCUAUUCUCAGUGUUCGGUUCGGCGCAAAGCUUGGGACACCCGCAUUUCCAUGGAUUCCGCAUUAAACAAGGCCACGGACACACUUCUGAAUAUGAUCAAAGGUCCACCACCACAGCAAUUUCCAAGCGACCAUUAUGCAAACACGGCCGAUGACAAGAGAAUCCGUCGAAAACGUAGGAGACGAAAGGAGCCACAAGGUUACUCAUUCGAGCGAAAAGCAAAAAAGGGACGUCGUUUUGUACCCGUCCGCAUUGACGAAUACGGUACAUCAAAGUUCUGCCUGCGCUGUGCCAUGUUUGGACGUGUAACUGAGUUACGGUUUACUCCGGCGGCCACCUCCUCUUCGCCAUGCCCUCAAUAUGGACCCACUCAACGAUCUUGGGAAGACAAAGUCAUCCGCAUCAAGGUUUGUCCACAAUGCCAGCAAGAAGGCCGUGGUGUGUUUCAUCGAGACGGUGCCUCAGGUCACUGUCAGUCAACAAUUGCAAUGGCAAUGCUCGAACACGGCCAACGUCCAGGCCAGUUCAUUCGUCCAUCGCACCAGAUCCCAAACAAUUAGACCGUCUUCGUCAGGACGGUCGGGUUUGCACCCGUGGCUUGCUCGUGACAUAGUCACACAGCCCCCAUCAUAUGUACGCUUUCAUAGGAGCCGCUAAAAAUUCGCGAUGAGAAAUUUCGGGUAAAUAUGUUACCCGACUGAAAACGCGAACACCCAUUAUCAAAGCGGGAUAAAUAUUCAAC